AUGAAAAUCCUCCUCUGGGCCUUAGUGGCCUUGCCCAUCUCCACCGCCCUCGUCUUCCCAUUCCACCAUAAUCCCCUCCCCGAAGACGACAAUAGUAUCACUAUCGCCGACGAGAACAUAGACUCCGACCUAAUCAAUGGCAUAACUACCACCCUCGCAACAGCCCUCGACCACCUCACAACCGACAUCUAUCCCACCAUCGUGAACAACUACCUCAACUACAACCCUAGUGAUUCACCCCAUCUUUACGCCCAGCACGUCUCCGACCUCGCUCCGCCCUUCCGCCAUCCCACUCCACCCCCAUAUCUCCGCCACCCCGCAUCCAAUAAGACCCUCUACGACCUCAUCCUCUCCAACCCGGAUACUUCCAUCCUCGCCCACUUCAUCCGCAACGACCAUCAUCUUACGACCCUACUCAACAGUACCACCUCGAACAACCUCACCUUCUUCGCUCCCACCAACGAAGCCAUCCGCAAACUCCACCACCACCACCACCACCACCACCAUGACCAUGACCAUAAUACCAACAAUUAUAAAGAAACCCACGCCCGCAUCCACCACAUCCUCACCUACCACACCGUAAAGGGCUCCUAUCCCAUCGACAAACUCUUCCAAUCACCCACCGUCCCGACCUACAUCCAUACUGAACAUAGUACCCUCCCCCAACGCAUCACCGUCCGCCCAAUCACAACACGCGACCUAAUGCUCAACUUCCACAGCCGCAUCAUCUCUCUAGAUAAACACGCCUCCAAUGGCAUUCUCUACCACAUCGACUCGGUUCUCAUGCCUCCUCCGUCUAUUCUUACACUACUUAACUCCCUUCCUUCCGAGUUCAGCACCUUUACGCUAGCAUUGUACAGAACUGGUUUGGAUAGGGUACUUACCAUCAACUCUGAUACAAAUACCAAUACCAUCACCAGCAGAAGCAGAAGCAAGAACCUCAACAAAGCCCUAUACGUUCAAUCUAACGACCAAACAAAACCACCACCACCACCACCCACCUCACCCUCCCAAACACAAGACAAAGAAACCAAAGGAGGAAGUGGUCUAACCCUCCUCCUUCCCCCCAACCCCUCCUUCGUGGCAACAUUCACCCCCGAAGCCCUCACCUUCCUUUUCUCCCCCGAGGGGCGUGAAUACCUCUCCGCCAUCAUAAAAUACCACAUUGUCGUUGGCGAGACGCUCUACUCGGAUCAGCUGUAUACCAAACACGGUGAUAUAUCCCCCCUUUCAUCGACGGAUAAAUCCAUGUUUUAUAUAGAGAUGGAGAGUUUAUUACACAGAUACCAUUUACAUUCACAUAUUGAUGAUGAUGAUGAUGAUGAUGAUGAAGGGAAAGCGGAGAGGCUCUUCAUCGAUGCGAAACGCCACCACGGCGCGUAUUCAUAUCUCCGAAUAAAUGGGUACCAGGGUGUCUUGAAGGCCGGGGAGUUGUUGACUGCCGAGGGGAGUAUGUUUGUUUUGAGUGGGGGGAGGGUGUUGGUGCCGCCGAAAAGAGGAAAUGGGGAGGAGUAUGUGGUUGAGGGGAGGGAGAGGGGGGAUGAUGGUGAUGGGUAUAUGAUGGGGGUGGAGGUGAGGGAGAGGGUGGGGAGUUGGUUGGGUCAUGGUGGAUGA
Messenger RNA from Aspergillus costaricaensis CBS 115574, 1614 nucleotides. RefSeq names its product fasciclin domain-containing protein. Gene Ontology annotation, biological process: macroautophagy. NCBI's taxonomy places the organism in Eukaryota, Fungi, Ascomycota, Eurotiomycetes, Eurotiales, Aspergillaceae. The record is from RefSeq and is a predicted model, not a curated record. The transcript has a single exon. Bases 1 to 1614 code for a protein of 537 amino acids. Gene Ontology annotation, cellular component: fungal-type vacuole membrane.